AUGCCGCUGUGGAAUGACAGGCAUCUAAUCACUUACCUGCGGGCUGAGUUAGAGAAGGAAAUCCAACGCAUGGACGACGAGGACCCCGGGAUGGGCACGCCGAUCGAGCUCGAGUUCGCCCCAAUGGACACCAAGUUGCUUCCCGAGUGGCUCGAUUCAGCUACGGCAUCGCCGCCAGCAAUGAAUCCAUGCCCCGGAAGCAGCUUGCCCGUAAUCAAUCCGCCACGCUUCAUUCUGCAAGACACCGACUUCGUCGAGCACGGCAUCAAGGGGGCCGCCAUCCACAUCUACCAAGCGCAAGAGUCUGCCAUUCAGCCAAAUAACAUGACCUGGCUGUGCAGCCUGGUAUGGGACAACAAAGGUUUCAACGCCUUGAACUGGCAUUCAAGAACAACCCUCCCUGCCUCGUCGAGCUUGCUGUGGACUGUGUAG
Molecule: messenger RNA, 432 nt
Organism: Chaetomium globosum CBS 148.51
Lineage: Eukaryota; Fungi; Ascomycota; Sordariomycetes; Sordariales; Chaetomiaceae
Exons: 4
Coding region: 1-432 (143 amino acids)
Source: RefSeq, a predicted model, not a curated record